This is a messenger RNA of Plasmodium gonderi, 594 nucleotides long. RefSeq lists its product as hypothetical. NCBI's taxonomy places the organism in Eukaryota, Apicomplexa, Aconoidasida, Haemosporida, Plasmodiidae. The transcript has 6 exons. Bases 1 to 594 code for a protein of 197 amino acids. The record is from RefSeq and is a predicted model, not a curated record.
AUGAAAAUCCAUCAAAAUGACAUUUCUCACCUUGUUACAUUCUUUUUUUUAUAUCUUAUGUCUUGUUCACAAUUGUGCUAUGCAUAUAAGAGUGACAAAGGAUAUAAACAGACUCUGCUAAAUCUUGAACCAAAAAAUGUGUAUAAUUUUGACAAAAAUACCUUAUUGAAUCAAGUGUGGAAAAAAAAUAGUCUUUGCUACGUUUCUCCCAGCAGGAACUUGUUCAAAAAGAGCAUCCAAACGUAUCACGCACCUAGGAUAAAGAUGACCCUUUCGUUAUUUAAGGAUAUAAACAUGUCUAACCUUUUUCCUGGUUUCAAAACAAUUUUCAACACAAAAUUCCUGUUCGAGCCCCUGUUCAACUCUCAUAAAGACAUAAUAAUACGAAAUAUGAAGACGAUUCAGUUGAUACAAAAAGGCAAUGUGGUGAAGAACCUUGUGAUAUUUGGAGCAUCAUGUCUUACAAUUUAUUCAGUGUCCAAGCUCCUUUUAAUGCUGAAGCGGUUUUUUCAAAAUCAGUAUAAAAUGAUAAGCGAACAAGAAAUAAAAAUGCUCGGAAAGUAUGAAAAUCCGCAUAUAGAGUUUAAGGACUAA